UAAAGUUAAGACCAAUGGGCAAUAAGAGAAGUUUCCAACAGCUAUCACCUCUCUUUCUGUACAAUUCACCUAUCAUACUUAAUUACUUUUAGCUCAUUUUCACCCAUCUUUUUGUACAGUUCACUAAUCAGAUUUCAGUAUUUUCCAGCUAUCUUAACCUCAAAGCCUAUUCUACACUACUAUUAGAGACCCCAAUUAGGAAAAGUAUGGAUCCAGUGGUCCUCACAUAUUCUUUACCUUUCAUCUUUCCUUCAAGUUUCCCAUUCUUCAUCUUCUUCUCUUCUUCUGCUUGAGUUACUUCCCAACUUGUUUUACCAUCAAAGAAAUGGAAACAAGCAAACCAGAGGGGAAAAGAAGCAUAAACGAAACUGAGUCGGCAGAGGGGGGCGAAGAUGAAGACGAAGAUGUUGAAGAAGACAACAAAAAGAAAAGAGCAUUGACUAUAUCUGGAAGGAAGUUAACCGGUGGAGGGUCAACACAGCUGUUCUGUCAGGUGGAGGACUGCAGCACAGAUAUGACAGAUGCCAAGCCAUACCAUCGCCGCCACAAGGUCUGUGAGAUUCACGCAAAGGCUCCGUCAGUACUUAUAAAUGGAGUUCAACAGCGCUUCUGUCAGCAAUGCAGCAGGUUUCAUGAAUUAGCCCAGUUUGAUGAAGCUAAGAGGAGUUGCCGGAGGCGAUUGGCAGGUCACAAUGAGCGCCGCCGGAGAAUUACAUAUGAUUCUCAUGGUGAAGGGUCAACCUGAAGACAUAAUACCAGUGGGGGAACAAACCAACUCCUUAUUCGAACUCAUAAGAAGAUUGGUCUCUGAACCACAUAGCUUAUCAAUGUAAUUUCUAGCAUGCUCUCUAUCUUCUGUCAAUUGCUAGACUUCAAUUACAAAUCAUUGCCUCUAUGUGUGGUUUGUAAUUCAUUCAGCCUCAAUCCCCUCCCCCAGUGGGAGGGUCAUUCGGGGGAGCAUUAUCAUUUGGAUGAAGUUUCCUAAAUCUUAUUAUCAUUUGAGGCUUGAACAUCUCA
Molecule: messenger RNA, 1017 nt
Organism: Ipomoea triloba (trilobed morning glory)
Lineage: Eukaryota; Viridiplantae; Streptophyta; Magnoliopsida; Solanales; Convolvulaceae
Product: squamosa promoter-binding protein 1
Exons: 2
Coding region: 326-745 (139 amino acids)
Biological process (GO): flower development
Cellular component (GO): nucleus
Molecular function (GO): DNA binding; DNA-binding transcription factor activity
Source: RefSeq, a predicted model, not a curated record